This is a messenger RNA of Eupeodes corollae, 795 nucleotides long. Its product is annotated as carboxypeptidase B-like. Gene Ontology annotation, molecular function: zinc ion binding; metallocarboxypeptidase activity. The record is from RefSeq and is a predicted model, not a curated record. Gene Ontology annotation, biological process: proteolysis. Lineage: Eukaryota; Metazoa; Arthropoda; Insecta; Diptera; Syrphidae.
AUGGAAAAAGGAUUUGAGCAAAUCAAUGAUUACUUAGAUGAAUUGGCCGCUAAAUAUUCGAAUAGUGUUAAGGUCAACAAUGUUGGCAAGUCCUACGAGGGAAGACAAAUUAAAACCAUCCAUGUGAUCUGGGUUGAUGGUUAAAUGCAUGCUAGAGAAUGGAUCUCUCCAGCUGCUGCUUUGUAUGUCAUUAACCAGCUGGUAGAGAAUUUUACAGCCCACGAGGAUUUUUUAGCCACAUAUGACUGGGUUGUUCUGCCUUUCGUUAAUCCUGAUGGAUAUGAGUACAGUCACACUACCGAUCGCAGAUGGAGAAAAAACAGAAAUCCAGCAAGCAGUUCAUGCAACGAAACAGAUCCCAACAGGAAUUUUGACUUCCACUGGGCUGAGGUUGGUUCUAAGAAGAGGAAGUGUUCUGAAUUAUUUCGGGGAGAGAAGGCAUUCUCUGAGCCUGGAACUCAAAUUGUAAAGGAAGAAUUGUUGAAAUUGCAGGGACGUGUCAAGUUCUAUCUGACCAUUCAUUCGUUUGUUGCAAUACCUGGAUAUAAUGCUAUCAAAUCAGCAACAAUUUCCAAAUAUUAUAAGGUUGAAUCAUCGACAAACGUCAUAGAUGCUGCAGCUGGAUGCAGUGAUGAUUGGGCUAUGAGUGUUGCUGGUAUUCCAAUUGCCAUUACAAUGGAAUUGCCUGGCAAAGGUUUUGGCUUCGAUCCUCCGCCACCAAAAAUUAAACUAUUUGUGUCUCAGACAUGGAUCGGUAUUAAGGCUAUGGCUAGGAAGGUCAUUUCCAAAUAUUGA